AUGGUUAUGGCAACAGCCGCGAUCGAGCACUUUGCACCAGCUACCAUCAAUUAUGCUAGUACUUAUCAACCAAUCUUGAAACCAUCGCACUUUGUCGAUCACGCCCACCACCAUUCCAAGCAUGGCGCGGUCAACCCCAAGCAGCUGAUCGGCGAUGCUCUCCGCCAGCGCGUCGAGAGCAUUGACCAUGAGAUUUGUGAGCCAGGCGACGAGGACACUUUCUUCGUCGGUGAUCUUGGCGAGGUCUAUCGCCAGCACAUGCGCUGGAAGCUCAACCUGCCGCGCGUCAAGCCCUUCUAUGCCGUGAAGUGCAACCCUGACCCCAAGGUCUUGCAGCUCCUCGCUGCCCUCGGCACUGGCUUUGACUGCGCCUCCAAGACGGAGAUUGACCAGGUCCUGAACAUGGGCACCGCCCCUGAGCGUAUUAUCUACGCCCAGCCCUGCAAGACCACCUCGUACCUGCGCUACGUCAAGGCCAUGGGUGUUAAGCAGAUGACGUUUGACAACGCCGACGAGCUCCGCAAGAUCGCCAAGCUCUUCCCCGAAGCCGAGCUCUAUUUGCGUAUCAUGACGGACGACGAGUCGAGCCUGUGCCGUCUCAGCAUGAAGUUCGGUGCUGCCAAGGAGGCCACCAACGAGCUACUUGGCGUGGCCAAGGACCUCGGUCUCAACGUCGUCGGCGUCAGCUUCCACGUUGGCUCCGGUGCCUCGGACCCAAUGGCCUUCUACAAAGCCGUCUACGAUGCCUACGAGGUCUUCCAGCAGGGCCGCGCCUACGGCUUCGAGAUGAAGACGCUCGACAUUGGCGGCGGCUUCUGUGGCGACACCUUCGAGGAUAUGGCCACCGUCCUGCGCGGUGCCCUCGACGAGUACUUCCCCGCCAGCAGCAACGUCAACAUCAUUGCCGAGCCCGGCCGCUACUACGUCUCCGCGGCCUUUACAAUUGCGUGCAACAUCAUUGCGCGUCGCACUGUUGACGACCCCGCCCUCAACGAGAAGCGCUACAUGGUUUACGUCAACGACGGCCUCUACGGUAACUUCUCGAGCAUUAUGUUCGACCACCAGCACCCCGUCGCCAAGGUUCUCCGCGCGGGCACCUCGACCGUCUACGACACCCCGGCGGCCAACGCUUGUCCCGACGGCGAGGGCACCCGCUACUCCGUCUGGGGUCCCACUUGUGACGGCAUUGACCGUAUCACCGAGACCAUUUCCUUCGAGCAAGAGCUCGACGUCGGCGACUGGCUCUACUUUGAGGACAUGGGCGCUUACACCAAGUGCUCUGCCACCAAGUUCAACGGCUUCUCCAACGAGCAUGACGUCAUCUACGUCUGCAGUGAGCCUGGUGCCAAGGCCUUGCUUAGCAUCUAG
Molecule: messenger RNA, 1368 nt
Organism: Colletotrichum navitas
Lineage: Eukaryota; Fungi; Ascomycota; Sordariomycetes; Glomerellales; Glomerellaceae
Product: pyridoxal-dependent decarboxylase
Exons: 2
Coding region: 1-1368 (455 amino acids)
Cellular component (GO): cytoplasm
Molecular function (GO): ornithine decarboxylase activity
Source: RefSeq, a predicted model, not a curated record